Scedosporium apiospermum is the source of this 345-nucleotide messenger RNA. RefSeq lists its product as uncharacterized. The coding region runs from base 1 to 345 and encodes 114 amino acids. Gene Ontology annotation, cellular component: transcription factor TFIIA complex. NCBI's taxonomy places the organism in Eukaryota, Fungi, Ascomycota, Sordariomycetes, Microascales, Microascaceae. Gene Ontology annotation, molecular function: TBP-class protein binding; RNA polymerase II general transcription initiation factor activity. The transcript is spliced from 3 exons. Gene Ontology annotation, biological process: transcription initiation at RNA polymerase II promoter; RNA polymerase II preinitiation complex assembly. The record is from RefSeq and is a predicted model, not a curated record.
AUGGCAACGGGCGGCCAGUCGUUCUACGAGCUCUAUCGCCGUAGCAGUAUCGGCAUGGCUCUGACAGAUACCCUUGAUGAUCUCAUCAGUGACGAGCGGAUCAACCCUCAGCUGGCUAUGAAGAUCCUGGGUAACUUUGACCAGGCCAUCACCGAGGCGCUGCAAAAGAACGUCAAGGCACGCCUGAGUUUCAAGGGAAGCCUCGACACGUACAGAUUCUGCGACGAAGUAUGGACUUUCCUCAUUCGAAACGUUCAAUUCAAGAUGGAUGGAUCCAGCGUUGCCGUCCAGGCCGACAAGGUCAAGAUUGUCAGCUGCAACGCCAAGAAGCCUGGGGAGACCUAG